Messenger RNA from Colletotrichum orchidophilum, 1446 nucleotides. Its product is annotated as major facilitator superfamily transporter. The transcript has 10 exons. The record is from RefSeq and is a predicted model, not a curated record. Gene Ontology annotation, molecular function: transmembrane transporter activity. Gene Ontology annotation, biological process: transmembrane transport. Bases 1 to 1446 code for a protein of 481 amino acids. Lineage: Eukaryota; Fungi; Ascomycota; Sordariomycetes; Glomerellales; Glomerellaceae. Gene Ontology annotation, cellular component: membrane.
AUGGCAUCCAAGGACUCGGACAUGGAUCCAAAGGUUGAGUACGACGAGAGCCACCAGGAGGUUGAAGCAGAACGUCAACGGCACCUCACAAAAACUCUGCUGUUCAAAGUCGACACUAGGGUCCUACCCCUUCUGGCUCUGCUGUUCCUCUGUUCCUUUCUCGACCGAACCAACGUCGGCAACGCAAAGAUUAUUGGCCUAGCCGAGGACCUUGGCAUAAGCAAUAACCAAUACAAUCAAGGUUUGGCCGUCUUUUAUGUGACCGAACUGCCAAGCAACCUCGUCUUGAAGAAGGUUUCACCGCGGAUAUGGCUGCCCUUCCUUACCUGUGCUUGGGGCAUUGUGACAAUGUGCCUCGGCUUCGUCCGCAGCUACGGAAGCUUCGUCGCGGUCCGAGCGAUUCUGGGCAUGACUGAGGGCGGACUGCUUCCCGGCAUGGUGUUGUAUCUCUCUGGCUUGUACACCCGCGGAGAGCUUGCACUGCGUAUCGGUAUCUUCUAUACGGCUGCAUCUCUCUCAGGUGCAUUUGGAGGCCUACUCGCGAGAGGCUUGUCCGCGAUUGGUCCUGCGGCUGGCCUCGAGGGCUGGAGGUGGAUUUUCAUCAUUGAAGGCAUCAUUACAGUCGUCUGCGGAAUCAUUGCUGCUAUUGGAUUGCCAAACAACUUGGCAACGGCCAAGAUCCUGACGGAUGAAGAGCGGGAAUGGGCGCUACUCAGGCUUCAAGGUCAUUCUGGAGACCGGUUCGACUCCUCGCGCGAAAGGGAGGAGAAGUUUCGCUGGUCCGAAGUUGGUCGCGGGGUGUUCAACCUUCAGAUCUGGCUCAGCGCAACUGCAUACUUUGCCAUUCUAUCUGGCUUGUACUCUUUUGGUCUAUUCCUCCCGACAAUCAUCAACGACAUGCACAUCGCUUCUAACUCGAACCAAGUCCAACUCUGGUCAGUGAUCCCAUACGCGGUCGCAACACCAGUCACAGUCUUCGUGGCCUUCUUAUCUGAUCGCCUCCGUCUGCGUGGCACACUCAUGCUCUUUGUUCUGCCCAUUUCCAUCGCCGGCUACGCGGCCAUCGCCAACGUCACGGCACCACAAACGAGAUUCGCCAUGACGUGCUUGAUGGCUAUUGGCAUGUACAGCGCUGUUCCGUGCGUUCUGGUAUGGAACUCCAACAACUCGGCCGGCCACUACAAGCGCGCGACGACGUCCGCGCUGCAGCUUGCCAUUGCCAACUGCGGUGGUCUGGUUGCAACUUUCAUCUAUCCCAGCACCGACGGCCCGCUAUAUCACAAGGGUCACACAGUUAUCCUGGGGUUGCUGUGCUACGCAUGGGUGGCAACUCUUGUCAACGUUCUCUGGUGCGCCAAGAUCAACCGUGAUAAGGCUGCCGGAAAGUAUGACCAGUUCAUUGGUACAGGUGAUGACCGUGAACCGCACUUCAAGAUGGUGCUGUGA